Messenger RNA from Bactrocera dorsalis (oriental fruit fly), 3580 nucleotides. RefSeq names its product lipase 1. Gene Ontology annotation, biological process: lipid metabolic process. Gene Ontology annotation, molecular function: hydrolase activity, acting on ester bonds. The record is from RefSeq and is a predicted model, not a curated record. The transcript is spliced from 6 exons. NCBI's taxonomy places the organism in Eukaryota, Metazoa, Arthropoda, Insecta, Diptera, Tephritidae. Bases 1907 to 3235 code for a protein of 442 amino acids.
GCUUUCUGAUUUUUGUCGUACAAGCGUGCUAAAGCUUUAAGCUACUAUUCCAAAUGUGCAUACUUAUACGUACAUGUAUUUCAAUGGUGUUUGUUCAGCAAUUCAUAAUAUUUACCUAAACAAUCAUUCACUAUUUUAGUACAGCUUUUUUAUGUCUUGUCUAUUUGCCUGAGCCGAGACGAGUUCACAAAUUAGUUGCUUGCUAGUAACACUGCUAGAUCUUGAUGUUCAACUGUGAUAGAAUUCUCGACAAACUUUUGUAUAAUUUUUUCACUUUUUAUAGCAUACGAUUAUACUACUGAAAAGUAAAAUGUUUGAAAAUAUACACUCUGUCAAGAAAGAAAAUUUUUCAAUCAUCAUCCAAAUUUAUUUUAUCGCCUUCAAAGUAACAUCAAUUUGAAGCGAUACACAUAUGCCAACGUUUCUCCCAACCUUCAAAACAUUUUGUUAUAGGCACUUUCCGGGAAGGCCUUCAACUCUUGCGUCGAAUUUGUUUUAAUGUCUUCAAUUGAGUCGAAGUGUGUUACCCGAAGUGGAAAUUUCAGUGUGAAAAAAGGUAAAAGUUACAUGGAGCUAAAUCAGAUUCGGUACUUGUUCAAUGAUAUUUGUUGAGUGUUUGGCCAAAAUUUAACACAAAUACGUUAAAAUUUUGUGUAAAAUUCGACAAACACUACUGAAGUCGAAUGACAUAAGCAGCUGCUGUAAACACACUGGUUGACAGAUCGCGCUAAUUUUUUGGCAUCAUAAUUAAGGACAGUUAUACCCACCAAGAAAAGAAAAUUGACCUGUCUUUCAUAUAAGCGGGAGAUGAAAGGGGGAAAUAAAGAAUUCCCGAUAUUUUCUUGACAGAAUGUAUUCUCAAAUAAUGUUGCGUUUUUCUAGUAAAAUGAUUUCCUAGUUUGCGUAUAUAAUAUUACCAUUAUUUUUAAAACUUAAAUAUAUUUAAUGUAUUUGCAUUCUUACAAAACUUAAGCUGUCUCCCAAAGACGAAUGUUCAUGCUGAAAAGUUUGCCAGGAAUUUUUAAAAUUUAAACUUUCUUUCUUCUUCACUUAACUGAAGCUCAUGCACUUCUCCUUUGGACCACAAUAAGGAGAAAUUGGCAACUGAAAGAUUAAACCAAAAAAUUGGUCACACAGUUUCAACAAAGUUUCACCAAGCCAAAUUCUGUUUAUUUCGAUAAAAAAAAAAAUAAGCUGUGAAAUAAAAAAAAAUCUGUAUUACCACACUUGAAUGAUGCUUUCCUUAAGUCAAAUUGGCUGCUGGCAAAUUUAAAAAAGUGAAGCACAAACAAUUGUAUAUUCAUAUAAAAGUGCAUGCCAAAACCCAAGGUGUGCGCUGCUACUGUGCCCUUUACGAUCGCAACGCCGGACAACAUAAAACAAUAAGUGAUAGCAGUUGGCCGAUAUUUUUGGCAGCACACCAAAAGCACCUCUUGACGCCGUGUCGAUUGUUGUCAUAUCGCUUAGCUUUUACAUACUUUUUCUUGAUUACUCUUUCAAUGGUUUUACGAGUGUUGGUUUUUUCCACUUUGUUUCAUAUUUGUUUUAAUUUCAUUUUCAUUUUUUUUCCAAAUAUUAACGCUCUGAUCGACUUUCUUGGUUGCGGUGAAACGCAUUCAAAAAAUUUAACGCGACGCGAAUACACGUCCGGCGGGCAUUACUAAAUGACAACGAUGACAAUAAAAUUAUAUUCGCUGAGAAUUGUUAAACAGAACGCUUCAGUCCUCUAUUAAUUUUGUAACCGCGAGUGUAUGCCGUAAUUUCUCUUUCUAUUUCAUUGAUUGAAUGAAAAUUAGUAUCGAAUGAAUGAAAAGAAGUGUUAACGUGGUGUUGAGCAAUAAAGAAAUAUUAAUUUGUGAAUAAAGUAGUCCGUGUUAAAUCCCAUUCGCCUUGCCUUGCAUAAUAAAUGCGUGCGUUCCAAAGAUUUUCUAGUAUUUCGCUGCUACUUUGUCUUCUUAUAGUAUGUCAAAUAGUUCAUUACAGUCGUGGUCAGUUCAUCGACGAUUUAGAAACCGAUCCAGAUGAUGAAGAGGAUGAAAGUGUCGAGGAUGAGACGCCGGAAGAGAAAGCAGCACGUAAAAACAUACAGCAGGAUUCCAAUCUACCUGUGGAUAAAUUAAUUGCCAAAUAUGGUUAUCCGGCGGAAGUUCAUUAUGUCACCACUGAAGAUGGAUAUAUACUAACUAUGCACCGCAUCCGCCGACAAGGCGCUCAACCAUUCCUCUUACAACACGGACUUGUUGAUAGCUCAGCUGGUUAUGUUAUAAUGGGGCCGAAUAUCAGUUUAGCUUACCUUCUUGCAGAUUAUAAAUACGAUGUAUGGCUCGGAAACGCCCGUGGUAAUCGCUACUCUCGAAAUCAUACAAAGCUUGAUCCAGAUGGUAAAAAAUUCUGGGACUUCAGUUGGCAUGAGAUUGGCAUAUACGAUCUGCCCGCAAUGAUCGAUUAUGUAUUAAAAUCUACUGGAUUCAAAAGAAUACAAUAUGCGGGUCACUCUCAAGGUUGCACUGCGUUCUUCGUAAUGUGUUCGCGACGCCCAGAGUAUAAUAAAAAAGUGAUCAUGAUGCAAGCAAUGGCACCUGCGGUGUAUGCCUCGGAGACAGAGGAGCACCCAUAUAUCCGUGCCAUUAAUUUAUAUUUCCGCAGUUUGGUUGGUAGCUCAGUUACGGAAAUGUUUAAUGGAGAGUUUCGAUUUCUCUGCCGCAUGACUGAGGAAACAGAGCGACUGUGCAUUGAGGCGGUAUUUGGAAUAGUGGGACGAAAUUGGAACGAAUUUAAUAGGAAAAUGUUUCCAGUUAUUUUGGGUCACUACCCCGCUGGUGUUGCGGCUAAACAAGUAAAACAUUUCAUACAAAUCAUCAAAUAUGGACGUUUUGCACCUUACAGUUACAGUAGUAACAAAAAUUUAGCACUAUAUAAAGAACACAUACCACCGCGUUAUAAUCUCUCUCUGGUAACAGUUCCUACCUAUGUCUAUUAUUCAAGUAACGAUUUACUUUGCCACCCCAGCGAUGUCGAGGCAAUGUAUAAGGAUCUGGGUAAUCCAAAAGGAAAAUACUUGAUACCAAUGGAGGAGUUCAAUCAUAUGGAUUUCCUGUGGGCAAUGAAUGUGAGGAAAUUGGUUUAUGCACGCAUGUUACGAGUAUUAGGAAAAAUAACUGACCACAAAAAGGGUAAUAGUACCAAUAGUCUUGCAAAUAAGAAUGUCCCACAAAACCGGAGACGGAGAAGGUGAUCAUAGAAAUACUUAGUAGAUAAUUUGAAUGUUAAUUUAUUCUAACUUUUAAGUACUUUAAGUCAUUUGAAAGAUAAAGCUUUUCUAGAAUAUGUCUUUAUUUAUUUUCUCAUAGUUAUAUAAAAAUAGUUAAUUUAUGGUAAACAACCCUUUAGAUGCUUAAGGGAUCGUCUCAGUGUGAAAUUUUCGAGAAAUCGAUUUUUUUUUUUUGUUGCAUUAUCGGAUAGUAAACAUUCUCUCAAAUUUUGAAACGAAAUUCAAAUUAUUACGGUCGCUACACCGUUACUUGUAGAAAGAGAAUAGAGUGGAGAACAUAGCGACUCCGCUUGGAGAUAAUAUUUUUAA